UAUAUACAAAUUAAUCACGUUAUCUGGGUGGAGAAGGCAGUUUUGGGGUCGGAAAUUGAUAAAUGUGAGAGGCAGAGCGGGAGGAUCUGGCACCGCUGGGAGGAAGGCGGCGCUACAAGAUGGUCGCCGGGAGAGAGGAGAAGGCCUACGUCUCACCGCUUUUCGCAGAUUUCAGCCAAUAUUCUCGGGUGUGUGGCCAGCAGGUGUGGUGUCGUGGUGGCGGGGGUGGAGGAAGUGACCCUGGAGUCAACACGCACGGUGGUGGUGGCGCCACCCUCACCCACCUCAGAGAUGUCUGGGGAUCACAAAAAGGUGAUCAAGGGGAGUCCAUCACAGUAUGUGAAGCUCAAUGUAGGCGGCUCCCUCCACUACACCACCAUUGGCACCCUCACCAAGCACGACAACAUGCUGAGGGCCAUGUUCUCCGGCCGCAUGGAGGUGUUGACAGACUCUGAGGGGUGGAUCCUGAUAGACCGGUGUGGGAAGCACUUUGGCACCAUCCUCAACUACCUCCGUGAUGAGUGGAUCCCCAUUCCCGAGAACCAGCGAGAGUUGCAGGAACUGCUGGCAGAGGCAAGGUACUACUGUAUGGGUGACCUGGUGGAGGUGUGUGAGGGGGCAGUGCGGCAGCGGGAACCUGAAAAGGACCCGGUGUGCCGUGUGCCUCUCAUCACAUCACAGAGGGAGGAACAAAUGCUCAUCCAGUCCACCAGCAAACCUGUAGUGAAGUUACUGGUGAACAGACACAACAACAAAUACUCUUACACAAGCACAUCAGAUGACAACUUACUGAAGAACAUUGAGUUAUUUGACCGCCUGUCCCUGAGGUUUAGCCGCAGAGUUUUGUUCAUCAAGGACGUGAUCGGCUCUAACGAAAUCUGUUUGUGGGCGUUCUAUGGACAUGGCAAGAAGCUGGCGGAGGUCUGCUGCACCUCCAUCGUCUACGCCACAGACAGGAAACACACAAAGGUGGAGUUCCCUGAGGCCAGAAUAUAUGAAGAGACCCUCAAUGUCUUACUGUACGAGAAUCGAACUGGUCCUGAUGCAGAGUUAAUGCAGGCCACCUCCACACGCGGGGCUGUGGCACCGGUUGUGUGCACCUCUGAUGACGAGGAGGAGAGACGUGGCGGCGCUUGCUCCCAGUCAGGCCUUGGACGGCUACGCUCCAACAAGAACAACUAACAGCUGCUGUGGGUUAGCGGGAGUGAAGCAAAGCUGCACCAUCACCAGUCACGGUCGGUUCUUCUCCCAGGCCUUUAGAGGAGCUGAGGUUUAUCAUGACUUCAGAGGCCUUGCUCAAACCAACUUCACUGAAGCUACCUACAGUAGUAACAACACACUGAGGUAGUUUUUGUACACGGCUGUGGAAGGUAUUUGACAAUAAUUUGUCCGUAGCUGUAGUGUACAAGGUCCCGUAGUCUUGGGGAGAUUGGCUCAGUCUUCCCGUAGUAGACACAGGGAGAGGACCCAUUGAUUGGUGUCUUGACUGUGAUCCAGAGUCUAAGGGUAAGAUAUAUCCUUCUCUAAAUGGCAUUGUCUAGUUGCGCUCUCAAUCAUUAGGUGGUUUUCAUUCUUUAUAUUUUAGGUGCUCUAUAUUUUGUGCUAUAUUUUCAUUUAUUAAUAGAGGCAAAGGAGAGGUCUAUGAUGUACUGCUUGGCUGCCACUUUUCAACAUUUCUCAAGUUUUGAGCUUGUGUUGAUGCUCCAGGCAGGAGUUUCUUGGUAAGGAACUUGCCUAAAUAUUUUCCAAAAAGCACUUCUGUGAUGAAUGUAGACAAAAUGAUAUCAGGGAAACGCAUUGCCAAGAGAGUUUUUGCAUGACACUAAUUAUGACUGAAGGGUUCAUGUUACUUAACUAAGUGUCCUCGGUAGUGAGUACAGUGUAUAUAGACCAUAUAUCGUAGGUGUAAAGUGUUCAUUACUACUCCAGAUUAUAGUCCUUAAUAUGCUUACUCCAGUUCCUUGGCAAAGAGGUCACAGCAUCCUAGGGUUGUUAUAUGUGGAGACUGGACCCUCUCCUAAUAGUUAUGCUGAGAACACUCAUCAAAAGUGCCAUGGCUCUUAAAUCCACAUCCUGCCUCAGUAGGAAACUGAGUCAUGGAUAGAUUAAGCAUAGGAAGUGUCAGACAGUAGAAGGGUGAAGUAACCAUUAUCGUGAUAUCGGUUGUUUCACCUUUCUAACAUUGAAGGUUUAAUAAUUAUAAGUGUGAGGAAUGGGACAAAAUAUUUAAUUUCUUUCCAAAGCACUUAGUUUGAUAUCAGAGUUCAGAUGCCAAAGUGUAUGCUAUAAUUUUUUAUUUGAAGACUGCAGUUGAAGCCUCGUCAGGCUUUGUGAGGUCAGCUGUCAGGAAAUCAUAUUUCAUGUUAUAUUUUAUAUAUAGCUUUAUUUUACAUUUCACAGGGGUCAGGUGGCUCCAUAGUCGAGUGCUUAGCUCAUGUUUGCUAGGAGAUGAGUUUGUGCCUCAGUCAUGGCAGCUCCUUAAUGAAAAGGUAACAAUAUUAAAAUAAUUACAAUUCUAUUACUUUUCUAGUUGCCUGGCUCAAGGAUUACUUCAUAAAUAAGAUUGUAAUGGCCAAACAUAAGAGACAGUAAUAAGAAUAAUUCACUAAAUAGUUAUUUUACUCUCAAUGCAUCAUGCGUCAUCAGUGACUAGACUCGUGUAAGCACAGCGUUGAGUGGUAACUGGAAGGAGUGCACAAGUGGCAAACAGCAGUAAUGUUUGCAUUAUGCAGAUUAGUGCAAUAAUCAUGGCUAGAUAUAAGGAAGGAAAGUUUUGUUUCUGGUGAAUAACAAAUACUAUAGUGAAACCAGAUUGGUGAGUCCAUUUUGGUGUUGGCUCCUGUGAAUCCUUUCCUCCCCUCUGCUCUGCCACACAGUCCCAACACCUAUUUUUUCCUCUUAUAUGUUACCUACAGCUAACAUAAGAGA
This is a messenger RNA of Eriocheir sinensis (Chinese mitten crab), 2928 nucleotides long. RefSeq names its product BTB/POZ domain-containing adapter for CUL3-mediated RhoA degradation protein 2-like. Lineage: Eukaryota; Metazoa; Arthropoda; Malacostraca; Decapoda; Varunidae. The record is from RefSeq and is a predicted model, not a curated record. Bases 292 to 1182 code for a protein of 296 amino acids. Gene Ontology annotation, molecular function: protein binding. The transcript is spliced from 7 exons. Gene Ontology annotation, biological process: protein homooligomerization.